This is a messenger RNA of Prunus avium (sweet cherry), 1714 nucleotides long. Lineage: Eukaryota; Viridiplantae; Streptophyta; Magnoliopsida; Rosales; Rosaceae. The record is from RefSeq and is a predicted model, not a curated record.
UUCAGUUUUAUAACUUAUAUUUGAUGAUUUCUUAUCUAACUCGUCUGAGUGUGUAAAGAUACGUUCUUGUGAACCUCCUUUAGCUUCAUUUUAAUAUCAGAAACCCUGAGUUCCCCCUUUGAAUGAUGUGUAUCAGCUUCACCUUUGGGUUUUAAUUGAAUAGUUUAUUGUAAAAAAAAGGUUUCAGAGCCAAAAAUUUAUGUAUGCUGACGACCCAAUAUUGGUUCAUGGAUGUCCAAACUCAGCUUGAUUCUGUCUCAGAUUCGCAAUUGUAUUAGAACUAAAUAGUCUUACUGAAGCUCUCAAAUCAUAGUCGUUCCCUGGAAAUAGUAAAUGCACAUUGUUUGAUUACGACAUGUUUUUCACAGUUGGAGAAAUUGAUCUCUCUUUUCUUUUUGUUGUUUAGUCCAGAAACCUGAUGUUUUUGUAUGUUCAAACUGGAACAGGUUGCAGAGAUAUAUACCCUUUAAAUAAUUUGGGGGAACUGCAUUACAGGGCUACCGAGUGAAAUACCGCUUUGAGUAUUUAAAUGUCUGAGCAUUAGUGUGGUGGUGAGAAACCAUAGCUGAAUUGGUCAUUCAUGUGGCCUUCAUGUUUACUGUUCAAUAAUAUUAUUAAGGCGGAAGAUGAAGAAGAAUCAGAUGGAGAACAUUCAAGUUUAGUUGAAUCAUACCCAUGUGGGCAGUCAUCGAGUAAUGGUAAAUGCCAUGUUGCUGCCUUGCCAUGUUCACACUUUGUUGAAGUCCCACACAUUAAUCAGCUAGAUUCUUGGGAUUGCGGCCUCGCCUGCCUUGUGAUGGUUUUUCGGACUGUUGGCAUAGACAGCUGCGAUAUUCAGACAUUGGCAGAACUAUGUUGCACUACUAGCAUUUGGACCGUUGAUCUAGCAUAUUUAUUACAGAAGUUCUCUAUCAGUUUUUCCUACUACACGGUGACAUUUGGAGCAAACCCAAAUUAUUCUGGCGAGACAUUUUACAAGGAGCAAUUACCUAAUGAUCUGGCGCGAGUGGAUACACUAUUUCAAAAAGCACGGGAAGCUGGAGUUAGUAUACAGUGCAGGUCAAUCAGUCGAGAGGAAAUUUGUUUCUUGAUUUUGUGUGGGAAAUACAUUGCCAUUGUAUUGGUUGAUCAGUAUAAAUUGAGUCGGUCUUGUUCAGACGAUGUAUUUGUCUCAGACUUUUAUGGAAGCAACUCUGGUUACACAGGUCACUAUGUCAUCAUAUGUGGGUAUGACUCUGCUACAGAUGAGUUUGAGAUUAGAGAUCCGGCCUGUUCAAGGAAACAUGAGCGGGUGUCAUCAACAUGCUUAGAAGAAGCCCGGAAAUCGUUUGGCACUGAUGAGGAUCUUCUCUUGAUAUCUUUGAAGAGGAGUGGGAAGCAAAAUAGCCCCUCAAUUCAACGUUCUGCUCGUGACAAUAUCGAUUGCCGUUGAUAUCUAUUAUUAGAUCCCCUAUAUAUUACAAGUUGAUUCACGUAUAGCAUGUACUAUAGAAAGGGGGGAAAUUGUUGUCUGUUAUUCAUUGAAACUCUGUCAGUAUUAUUGAGCAGAGGAUUUGGUUGUGCACUUAAAGAUAACGUGCACACCACGUAUACGCCCCGAUUAAUUGUAUAUCAUGUAACAUACAUGUAUGUAUUUUCUAUUUCGAGCCAUCUCCAAACAGAUUCUCAAGGCUCAAUAAAUGAAAUUCACAGGACCCUUCCUGGUUUUCUGUCA